UCAACAUGGCUGCGCGUCGCGGUGAGCCAAAAAAAUCAGACGUGCCAUUUGAUUAUCAAGCAACAAAACAGGAAUACAUGAAAACGAUCAAGAAACAGGCAGACGUGCGACCGUGGCUUCAAAGUGAGUUGAAAUCUGUUAUAGCUGAUAUAAAAAUGGCAAAUGGGAAAUCGUCUGAAUUAACACAAACCUAUGAAACGUUUGUAUCGGACGAUCAAGAGAGGGGAAUAUUGAUUUUACGUCGUGAUAAAUCCCCGACGAUAAUUGAGGUGGUUUCCGCCGAAGAUUCGUUCGAUUUGUUCGUCGAAGUACAUCAAGCAACCGGUCAUGGCGGGAGAGACAAAAUGUUACAGAAUAUGCGACAGAAAUACCACGUUUCUGAAGUAUGUUUGAAAAUCUUUUUAGAUCUGUGCAACGUUUGUCGUACAAACAAAAAAGUGAAUCCGGAAAAAAAUAUCCAUCAUACCGUCAUAGUCGAUUUAUUGGAUUUCUGUGCGACACCCGAAGAAACAGACGGUGAUUUUGGUCACGUGUUAAUAUACAAAUUUAAAUGGUCUGGCUUCACAUUGUUACGGCCAAUAAGCAGUACCAAUUUUGAGAAAGACAUCGCUUUGGAACUAUUGAAUAUAUUUCUAGAUUUUGGACCCCCUGCGAAGAUAGUUGUAGAUAUUUCCAGAUUAUCUCUGUUCCAAUCGGUUAUAGUUCAAAUAAUGAGUUUAUCGUGCGAUUUUAGUGUUUUAGUCGAAUAUAAUGUGAAUGAGGACCCCACAAAGUAUUGCAUUAAGGAUAGUAUACAAAAUUGGAUAGACGUGAACGGUACUGGAAAAGGUUGGGCGACUAUGUGUCAUUUAUUACAAUGGAAAAUAAAUAAAAGCAAAUCUAUAGAACAGUCUAUACAUGUGAAAGAUGACUGUCCGCAUAGUGCACAUUUCAAAUAAUCCACUCGAAGAGCAGAAGAGACCAUGUUGCCAAUUACCCAAAAAAUUCAAAACAUUUUUUAGAACAACAUAUGUAUGUACGUAUAUCAAGUCCUAAUUCCUUACAUAAUAGACAGAUCCAGCCGACUUGAAGACCACAUCUAGCUGAAUAGAAUUGAAAUUCAAAUAUAGAUUGCUAGAACAUCGCAGAAGAGAUUUGUUUUUCAGAGAAGUAAAUUCCUUUAAUUUCCUUUAUAAUAAACUUGUGAAAUUACAAUAUUUGAUGACUUAUUUAAAUGAUUUUAUUUUAAUUUUUUUU
Molecule: messenger RNA, 1236 nt
Organism: Amyelois transitella
Lineage: Eukaryota; Metazoa; Arthropoda; Insecta; Lepidoptera; Pyralidae
Product: SCAN domain-containing protein 3-like
Exons: 1
Coding region: 6-938 (310 amino acids)
Source: RefSeq, a predicted model, not a curated record